CUGCCGGGUUCGGACCCUACCUAAACCGCUUCGCAGGCCCCUUCCUCAUCAUUUCUCCCUGACAAACAUACACAGUACAGCUUUGCUUCCCUACAACUAACCCACGUCGCCAUCCUAGUCCCUCGCAUCUCCUGGUUUACACAGCAAUCACAGUCAACAUCUCCUACUUCCAGUAUUGUCUCGAUCAUAGCAGCUUUAAACCUUACUGCGCCCCUUGGCUACCCGGCGCACGGUUCGUUCUCCGGCCCUGCACUCAAUUCCCUAAUUGUCUCUCCUGAGACGGUGAAGGUUCGCCCAGAAAGCCACCAUCCAGACCACCUUGACUGUCUUUCGAAUCCAUCCAUCGCCUUCCUAGACGCUCGAAUACUGACCAUCUUCGACCCUACUUCUGCGUUCUCAACCUGUUGAGCGUUGUCUCUUCAGUCACCGACAGAACACCCUAUGCUCGCCGGCGCAGUUGGCGUCUGACCACCUUAUUUGGAGCGUCGACCUGACAGAAUUAGAACCGAGACAGCCAAAUGGCUCAAGCUGCACCUCUGGCCGAUCGCGGCCCAGCUUCUCUCGCGUCCAAGAAUCCCUUUCGCAACCUUGUCUCAGAGAAAAACUCCAGCAGACCCAUCUCGACAAAUCCCUUUCUCGACUCCAAUGAGAUCCUGUCCCCAGACGCGGCCAACAAGGCCACACCUCCAGUUAGCACUGGAAUGGCAAUAAACCGGUCUAACGCGGCCGACAAGACUGCAGAUAUAUUUGCUACCCUCGAUAUAAAGGAACCUGCAAAGCCACCGCAGCCUCAUGCCAACGGCGCCGCUCGACGGGAAAACAUUGCGCCUCGGCCUUAUCCUCCCCGCGGGCCUCAGUCACGCCAUAGGCCGAGCAAUUCGGAUGAAGAGCGUCGGCGACAACAAGGGAAACCUUCUGGACAUCCACAGGAACUAGACAUUUUCGCAGAUCCGCCCGAGCUGAACCGUCCGCGCGACAGACGUCCGCCGCCUCGACGCAACUCAGAAUCCUCCAUCAGGGAGAAACCCAGAGAUCUGGACCCCGAAGCAGAAAGAAGGAGGCGAGAAAGGAGAUUGCGGGAGGGGAAAGGCUCACAUAGAUCAAAGAAGCCAAAUGCAAGGUUGGAUAUCAUCGACAAAUUGGAUGUCACCAGUAUCUACGGCACCGGCUUAUUUCACCACGAUGGUCCAUUCGAUGCAUGUAACCCACAUCGCAACCGCAAAGGCUCCAGGCAGGCGCCUAUGCAAGCAUUUCCCAAGGAUUCAUUGAAUAUGCAACUUGGUGGCUCCGGUCCCGUCAAUUCCAAACUCAACCUCGACCAAUAUCACGGUACUGGACGAGAGGCCAAUCUUGACUACAACGAUGCGGCAGUCUACGAAGAGGACGCAGACUAUUUCCGAAGACCACAGCCGGAGAGAAGCGCCAGCUUUAACCCGGUCGCCAGAACCGAACCCUUGCAUGGCAGUGAGACCGCCGGCCUUGGGACGAGUACAUUCCUGGAAGGCACCCCUGCAAGUCGAGCGGCGAUUCAGCGCCGCGAUAGCGAGCAAGAAGCCGCAGAACAGGCAGUUGCUGCCGGGCUAUCACGUAAAAAGAGUCUGGCACAGAGAAUCAAAGCCGUGCGUCCUAAAAUCCCUGACGGAGGGCGCAUGGCGUCUCCUGAGCCAGCAGCAACCCCGACCAGCCCAAUGGGGACGAGCAAAUCGGAACAGAAUGGUGCGAAUCCGUUCUUCAAGGACUAUGACAAAGAGUUCGAGAAGAAAGGCGCUCAGAUCGCCUUUGCAGAAGAACAAGCAAAGAACUCCGGUCGAGCCCGAGCACCAUCUAGCCCAAAAAGGGGUGGACUGGCCCUCGAACGAAAAUUGACUGCUGACAGCACCGGACCGCAACCUGAUGAUGUUAAAUCCGGGGCUGCUGGAUUCCUCAGUCGGGUCAAGAGCAUCAAAGGAGGGCGAAGCCGGACGCGCGAGAGGAGAAACACCGAGGCUUCUGGCUGAUUCGACCGUCUCUUUCUAUUUUUCCUAUGUUUGUGGAAUGGCAUGGUAAACGUUGGGGCUUCUUUUUCUUCUUGGAAAACCGUUUGCAUUGCCGGGGCAUGGUCAAGGAACGGAGUCACAUAAUGCAAGAUUUCGGUGUCGGGCAGGCUCAGGGGCCUAUUUACGGAGCAUUUCAAGGUGCUGGGGAUCUUGCAUGACAAUGAAACAUGAUGAUAUGACCAAUGCACAGAGGACACGAGCCAGAGCAAUAUUGAUCCGCAGCCUCACAACUCGGCGAUAUCUAGAGUUGCUGGAAAAGUCGAGAGGAAGCCGGUCGAUUCGACCCGUCGGAUGAGAACUCCAGUGGUAUCAAUCGACCGGAGGCGAAUCUGGUGUUCUUGCCAAUGCCCAAAGACGAAACUCUCGUGGCGUACGUAGAAAAGGAGGAAAGAGGCCGUCGUUGCAAUACAAGGCUCCAACUAUCGCCUUGUGGCCAAUAGACCUGACGGGCGAAGAGGACGGCGAGGCAGGGAGAGCAGGAAACGGAGAGAACAAUACACCAAGCCAGAAUCAAUCAUUGUUAAGAGUGACUUCCUACAUGUGAUAUAGCUGGAUGCUCGCUCGCUGCUUGGACGUAGACACUGGUUGUCGGUCGUCCUUCUUGUCAUCGUUAUGUACUGGUUAUGUCGGUAUCUGUAGUCCAUCUAGGAGAAUACCAAAAGGCCUCACUUAA
Molecule: messenger RNA, 2709 nt
Organism: Cladophialophora immunda
Lineage: Eukaryota; Fungi; Ascomycota; Eurotiomycetes; Chaetothyriales; Herpotrichiellaceae
Exons: 4
Coding region: 519-1997 (492 amino acids)
Cellular component (GO): cytoplasm
Source: RefSeq, a predicted model, not a curated record